CUUACAUCAAGUUGCCAUCGGACGUUCAUGUGGCUCUGAACCUUAAAUCUAGGACUCAUCGUACUCUUGGCCUUUUUAUCAUCGGUGUCAUCCAUCUCUUGAUUUUUUUUGGGACGGUUAGGAGAUUCGAGCCUGAAUGAGAUGGAAAGAAUUUCUUCCGUCGACCACUUGGCCGCAGACCCAACCUCGCCAUCUCCUGAUGAUCCACCUCAUUCUAAGAUUCCAAACCCUUCCCAGCAGCAGAGGAACACCCUGGCUGCAGCUUUUGUGCUCACAAUUUGCAAAAUGAUUUUUUUUCUCAACAUAUUUACAAACUUUGGUGGUCAAAUUGUAAAUAACAUAAAUUAAAGUGUUAAGUAAAUAUAGAGGAAAGAACGGUGGAUUCCUGAUUGCAUUAUUGUCCACAGAACUCAAGCUCGAGCCCAAAACCAAAAUCUUUAUCGGUUCAUCGUCUUCGAGCCUUGCCCUAGAUCAAAUUCCUAGGGUUUGUCGCCCGCGUAGCUUCCAAAUUGACAAGGAUGCCGUCGGCCAUUAUCUUCCCAGCAUCCCUCGCAAUCCCUAGAGCCUCCAAUCGAUCCAUAUCCUCUUGUAGGGCUUUCACCGGCCUCGAUCUAUUUUGCCCUUUUUCCAUUGCUCCCUCCUCGCUUACUGCUGCCGGCGACACCGCCUCGCUGGCCACCAUCCGCAUGGGUGGCGGCCCCCGCACCUAUCCUGGCGGCGUAUCCAAGUGGCAGUGGAAGCGUAUGCAGGCAAAGAAGUCGAAGCAGCUGCUCAAAGCUCGGUUGUGCCGCGAGCGACAGCUUUACGAGAUGCGGAAGCGCGCAGAGCUCAAGGCUGCUAUUUCUGAGCUCGAGCGGCCCUGGGAAGUCGUGGAGCGCGCCCCCGUUCUCUUCUCUGCCUCCGCAGACGAGCAGGUCAAGACGCUUGCCGACCGAUUCCAGCGCCCUAACGGCUUCGACAUGUGGUCCGACAGGGAUGGCCCCCGGCUCUUCCGCUCACCAGAUGAUCUCACCUCUGCUCGUUUCUUUCCAAAGGACGCAGUCCACAGCGUGAAACCCUAUGGCGUUAUUGCCGGAGAGGUUGCUGACGGUGGAGAUGAGAGGGAUAAGGUUAGGCGGUAUGAUGAUUGCAUCGAGAGGGGGGCGGGUGGGAUGGGGACACGACGGCAUGUGAGGGUGUCGCCGGAUUCGAGCUCUUUAGAAAGUGAACGAUCGGUUCCUGUGGAAGAGGAAAAUGGGGAUGCUGAGGGGCAUCUGGGAUCUUACUACUCGGAUUCGGAAUUUGCUGUUGCUGGAUCGAGGAAAGCGGAAAACAAGAUGGUUCACCGAUUCGCUCGGCAUGGCAGGAAUCGUAACUCGCCCGGAGCGGAAUCCAAUCUUGCGCUUGGUGGUUCAAGUAUGAACGGAGGCGAUAAGUCAGGCGAUUUUGGUAGGCGCAGUAGCCGGGGCCGGAAUUGGAGUUCUCGCGUUUCUCGCGUCUCGGAUUCAAAACAGGCGGAAGCUGGCUCAAGGAUGGAGAAGCACGAGAUUGCCGGCAGCUUCGAUCGGCGUGGUGGCCGCGGAGGCCGCGGAAGAUAUCGGAAUUCUUACGGAUCUCACAAGGAGUUCGCAGUUAAUGGCUCGAGGAUGGGAAGAGAUGAGACUGUCAGCGACUUUGGUCAGCGUGGUGGUGGCGACCGAAAUCAGGGUUCUUAUGAAUCACACUCAGAACUCGCAGUUGCUAGUUCGAGAAUGCAGAGACACGAGAUGGCCGGCGGCAUUGAUCGGCGUCGUGGCCGUGGAGGCCGAGGCGGGAAUCGGGGUUCUUACCAAUCGUACUCCGGACUGGAAAAAGACGAGAACGACGGCGGCUUCGAAAAGCGUGGCGGCCGCAGCGGUAAUCGAAAUGGCGUUUUUGGUCGGCGCGGUGGCCGCGGGGGGAAUCGGGGUUCUAACCGAUCGUACUCAGACCUCGCCAUUGCUGGUUCCAGGAUGGAGAAAGACGAAAUAGCCGGUGGCUUCGGGAAGCGAGGUGGCCGAAGCGGGAAUCGGAAUUCUUACGGCUCGGACUCGGAGCUUGCUAUUGCUGAUUCAUGGAAUGAGAGAGUGGAAAUGGCUGGCGGUCGGGACGGAGAUUACAGUUAUCGAGGAAGGAUUUCGCUGCGACCAACCACCGAAUUGAGGUUGGAGGAAGGAGGACAUGUAAGGAGACAGACGAAGAGCGAAGGGAAGACUGAGGAUUUCAGGGUUAGUCGUCAAAUCAAAAGCUCACAGUAA
This is a messenger RNA of Dendrobium catenatum, 2255 nucleotides long. RefSeq lists its product as uncharacterized. NCBI's taxonomy places the organism in Eukaryota, Viridiplantae, Streptophyta, Magnoliopsida, Asparagales, Orchidaceae. The transcript has a single exon. The record is from RefSeq and is a predicted model, not a curated record. The coding region runs from base 519 to 2255 and encodes 578 amino acids.